GCGCUAUAGUACAAACAAAACAAAAGCCCCAUCAGCCCAGCGAAAGACAACUCUUGAUUUCUUAGGUCAAGCUCUUGACCCGAUGAGAAUGUGUCACUAAGAAAUCUGAAAGAUUUCGAUUGAAGUAUUUUGGAAGCGGUCAAGGGUUGAUUUUUCACCACGCUUUCCUUCGUGCAGGAGUGGAAAUGCUCCUUUCGUUCCUAAAUGGCAGAAUUUUAAACGUGGAAUGUUAAACCCCCCCAUUCUUUUCGUUGGUUCACCCACCGUGCGAAUUUGCUUCUCUGUACCAAUCGCAUCGAGGCCUCCACAUAAGUUUAAACAUAUCAUGGAAGUAGAAAGGUUGCCACAAACAACCUCUUCAUUGCUGAACCAGUGUAACACGGGCCUUUACAAGGAUGUUGCCAUGGUUGGAGCUGUAGGGAGAUGCUGAAUGUACUGGGGCUAUAUUCCCUAGAGUGCCUGAGACUGACGGAGGGGUGAUCUUACGGAAGUUUAUGAAGACCUGAAGGGCAUAGCCACAGCCUUUUAUCCAGGUUAGCGGAGUCCAAAACUAGACCGUAUAGGUUUAAGCUUUAGAGAAGGUCACCUACAUUUAACAGCACAGAAUGGCAGAAAACGAUGUUGACAAUGAGCUCUUGGAUUACGAGGAUGACGAGGUUGAGAACCAAGCAGCCGGUGAUGCCUCGGAGGCGCCGCUGAAGAAGGAUGUGAAGGGCUCGUAUGUGUCUAUACACAGUUCUGGGUUCCGAGACUUCCUGCUGAAACCAGAGUUACUGCGCGCCAUUGUCGACUGUGGUUUUGAGCACCCCUCUGAAGUACAACAUGAGUGCAUUCCCCAAGCAAUUCUGGGCAUGGAUGUCUUGUGCCAGGCUAAGUCUGGCAUGGGAAAAACAGCAGUGUUUGUCUUGGCUACUCUUCAACAACUGGAACCCGUCACUGGACAAAUUUCAGUCCUGGUGAUGUGCCACACUCGAGAACUGGCAUUCCAAAUCAGCAAGGAAUACGAACGGUUCUCCAAAUACAUGCCAAGCGUGAAGGUUGCAGUGUUUUUCGGUGGGCUCUCCAUUAAGAAGGAUGAGGAGUUGUUGAAGAAAAAUUGCCCACACAUUGUGGUGGGCACCCCUGGCAGGAUCCUGGCACUGGCUCGCAACAAGUCUCUGAACCUCAAACACAUCAAGCACUUCAUCCUGGACGAGUGUGACAAGAUGCUCGAGCAGCUUGAUAUGCGUCGAGACGUCCAGGAGAUCUUUCGCAUGACCCCUCAUGAGAAACAGGUCAUGAUGUUUAGUGCCACCUUAAGCAAGGAGAUCCGCCCCGUCUGUCGCAAGUUCAUGCAAGACCCGAUGGAGAUCUUUGUGGAUGACGAAACUAAGCUGACCCUGCACGGGCUGCAGCAGUACUAUGUGAAGCUGAAAGACAACGAGAAGAACCGCAAGCUUUUCGACCUGCUGGAUGUUCUGGAAUUCAACCAGGUGGUUAUUUUUGUGAAAUCAGUGCAGAGGUGCAUCGCCUUGGCACAGCUCCUAGUUGAGCAGAACUUCCCUGCCAUAGCCAUUCACCGGGGCAUGCCUCAGGAGGAGAGAUUAUCUCGAUACCAGCAGUUCAAGGAUUUCCAGCGGCGGAUACUAGUCGCCACCAAUUUAUUUGGCCGUGGGAUGGACAUUGAGCGGGUCAACAUUGUAUUUAACUAUGAUAUGCCAGAGGAUUCUGACACCUACUUACACAGGGUGGCCAGAGCUGGCCGUUUCGGUACCAAGGGACUGGCAAUCACGUUCGUGUCGGAUGAGAAUGACGCCAAGAUCCUCAAUGAUGUGCAGGACAGGUUUGAAGUGAACAUCAGCGAGCUGCCUGACGAGAUUGACAUUUCUUCAUACAUUGAACAGAGCAGAUAGACCAGGAACCACAAGUCCAGCUUUUAUUGCCAUCAGUUGUUAACAGCCCUAUGUCUGACUGUGCGAUUUGCACCAUUUCUCAUUGAUGCACAUUCAUUGGCAUUGACAGUGCAAGUGGCUGUAUGUAAAUACUGCGCAUUUAGCCGCACUUGAGAGCAAGUGACAUUAUUCCGUUACAUAGAAAAUUUUUAGAGUUAUUUUCCUCUUUUUCCUUUAUCUUUGGUAAACAUUGUUUUGCAUGGAAAUUAUGAUUGUUCCUAUUACACUAUGUCACAUCAAAUGGUACAGUGUAUUUGAGUAGAGAAUAUGUUCCAGUGAUAAUUAAAAGAAAACACAAACUCCUUGAUAGUAGGAGCCAA
This is a messenger RNA of Stegostoma tigrinum, 2251 nucleotides long. It is a transcript of the gene ddx39b, whose product is annotated as DEAD (Asp-Glu-Ala-Asp) box polypeptide 39B. NCBI's taxonomy places the organism in Eukaryota, Metazoa, Chordata, Chondrichthyes, Orectolobiformes, Stegostomatidae. The transcript has 11 exons. Gene Ontology annotation, biological process: mRNA export from nucleus; mRNA splicing, via spliceosome. The record is from RefSeq and is a predicted model, not a curated record. The coding region runs from base 606 to 1892 and encodes 428 amino acids. Gene Ontology annotation, molecular function: RNA helicase activity; ATP binding; RNA binding.